AUGUCUUGGCAAGACUCAACCCGGAAGCACGCAUUCUCCCCAUCUCGAGUCAAUCCCGCCUGUACCCAACUAACACGUGUUUAUCUGAUUCACAGUCUCGUCGGCACCGGCCACGUUGACAAAGCCGCAAUCUUCAACGCCGAGGGCAACUCCGUAUGGGCUUCUUCACCAAACUUCACCGUGAGCCCGCAAGAAAUGCAGGAGGUUGUCGGCGCGUACAAGGAUACCUCAGUGCCCAAAAAGGUGCAAUCUACGGGACUGCACAUUGCAGGUCAAAAGUACAUUGUCAUUAAGGCGGAAGAGUCGAGUUUGUAUGGAAAGAAGGGUCGAGAAGGCGUCGUCAUUGUCAAGACAAAGCAAGCACUGCUUAUCACACACUACCCGGAGACGAUACAGCCCGGCACGGCGGCCAACACGGUCGAGAAACUCGGCGCCUAUCUGGUCAGCGUGGGUUAUUGA
Molecule: messenger RNA, 459 nt
Organism: Cladophialophora psammophila CBS 110553
Lineage: Eukaryota; Fungi; Ascomycota; Eurotiomycetes; Chaetothyriales; Herpotrichiellaceae
Exons: 3
Coding region: 1-459 (152 amino acids)
Cellular component (GO): cell cortex
Molecular function (GO): actin monomer binding
Source: RefSeq, a predicted model, not a curated record